Molecule: messenger RNA, 669 nt
Organism: Dreissena polymorpha
Lineage: Eukaryota; Metazoa; Mollusca; Bivalvia; Myida; Dreissenidae
Product: ficolin-1-A-like
Exons: 5
Coding region: 1-669 (222 amino acids)
Source: RefSeq, a predicted model, not a curated record
AUGGCUCAUGCCGGCUCGAACUCUCGGCCGGAAACCAGAUCGACCUCUGAAACAACCACGGCCUGUACCAUAUUGGAGCUUGUUUUUCAAAAGCGGUUCAAUGGCAGUGAGGGUUUUCAUCGGAAAUUCAGUGACUAUGAAAACGGUUUUGGAUCUGUCUACGCGGAACACGGGCUUGGUCUUAAAUACAUUUAUGAGAUGACAUCGCGUGGUUCCUACCAACUACGUUCGAACGGAAGCAAGGGAAACGAUGUGUACGGGGACUUUAGUCUUCAGCCUGGAACGAACUACACACUGAACGUUGGGUCGCGUGUACGGUCAAAUGGUCUUCUUAGCACACACUCAUUUAGUGAUGUUGACUAUGCACCGGUCGGAAAUGCCUUCAGUACGUAUGAUCCUGACGUUGACCGUGCAUCGUGGAGCAACGGUGCAGCAGAGUGGGAAGGGGGCUGGUGGUACAAUGCCUGCUAUUACUACAUCAAUCUGAAUGGACUUUACCAACCAGGACAAUUAGAUGGCCGGGCCAUGAAUUAUGACUCUCACUACGGUAUUGCUGCCAGCACCAUGAUGUUUAAAAUUCUUUACACAUCUGAACAAGGAUGUUACCCCGUCUACAGUCGUCUCGAGAUUAAUCAACUGAGCGGUGCCAUUGAGGUCGAUCUACGUUGA